Messenger RNA from Camellia sinensis, 954 nucleotides. The record is from RefSeq and is a predicted model, not a curated record. NCBI's taxonomy places the organism in Eukaryota, Viridiplantae, Streptophyta, Magnoliopsida, Ericales, Theaceae.
AUGACAGCCUUAGCAGAGAGGCUUUCCAACCAGUUUGUUUUGUUCCAUGUCCUGUUUGUCUUUCUCAUGAUCCUUGAAUUUGUCUCUUUUUUUAAUUCUGCAACUUAUGCUGCUUCUGGAACUCCUAAAGUUGGAGAAGACGGAGCUGAAGCUGUGGCUCUCUUGACAUGGAAAGCUAACCUUGACAACCAGAGCCAACGUCUCUUGUUCUCGUGGGCUGGAAGAAAUCAUUGCAAUUGGGUUGGAAUCGAUUGCAAUAAUACUGACAGAGUCACCCAUAUAGACCUUGAGAGUAAAGGCUUGAGAGGUACACUUUCCAGUUUUAACUUCUCUUCCUUCCCUCAUCUCCUCAGCCUUAAACUUCAUGACAACUCAAUCUACGGGACAAUCCCCUCAAAGAUUGGUAGCCUUGUAACACUCACCUACCUUGACUUGUCCAACAAUUAUCUUUCAGGAACAAUUCCAUCAGAAAUAGGAAUACUCUGUUCUCUCACAAUUUUGUAUCUUUAUGAUAAUCAACUUUCUGGAUCCAUCCCUCAUGAAGUUGGAAUGUUGAGGUCUCUCAUUGAAUUCGAUUUGUCAAGAAACAAUCUCACAGGUUCAAUCCCUACUUCUAUAGGGAACUUGGCCAACUUGACCAUUCUAUACCUUUAUAAAAACCAACUUUCCGGGUCCAUCCCUCAAGAAGUUGGAAUGCUAAGGUCAAUCCCUGCUUCUAUAGGGAACUUGGCCAACUUGACCAUUCUAUACCUUUAUAAAAACCAACUUUCUGGAUCCAUCCCCCAAGAUGUAGGACUGCUAAGUCUCACAGGUUCAAUCCCUGCUUCUAUUGGGAACUUGGCCAACUUGACCAUUCUAAACCUUUAUGAAAACCAACUUUCUGGAUCCAUCCCUCAAGAAGUUGGAAUGCCUAAGGUUCAAUCCCUAACUUCUAUAGGGAACUUGCCAACUUGA